AUGAAAUGUGCGGAAUUUGACGAAGACCUCACAAAAGCGAAUGAGUUAGGUCUCACUUGCAUCAAAAUGAUGCAGUCUCUCUUGGAGUGCAUGAUGCGUCAAGCGGAUAAGGUGGAAAUGUUCAAAAAGUAUCAGCGACCUGUAGAUUCGCUUCAUUCGAAAUUUUCGGUUUCCACAAAGAGUACGGUGCGUUUAGAGAUUUUCAUUUAUUUAUUUGAAUGUACGUCAGUCAUCAGUAUUCGCAAAAAAUAG
This is a messenger RNA of Cooperia oncophora, 252 nucleotides long. The record is from the annotation of a GenBank genome assembly. NCBI's taxonomy places the organism in Eukaryota, Metazoa, Nematoda, Chromadorea, Rhabditida, Trichostrongylidae.